GUGGUGGUUCGCCGUUCAUGGCUCUUCUCGGUGGCUGCAGUCAUCGUGGCCCGCGUCGAGUGUAGCGCAUGUCGCCAUCUAGCGACCCUACAACACCGCAAGUCCACCGUAGCCAAGUGAGCGCCAGGAUCUAAUCUUAGCGCGGCGAGCGCCGAAAACGCGUGCCACGAGCAGAAUUGCCGCAUUGGCCCUCGCAAUAACCCGUUUGCGGAUGGUGGACAAGUCGGAGCUGGUCGCGUUCGAGCGCGAGAAGCGCCUGUACAAGGACGCAUACGUGGAGAACUUCCGCUCGGUGCGCUACUUCCCGUCGCUGGCCACCAUCGGCGCCGGCAAGACCGACGGCGACAGCAUCGUGCUCGUGCAGGAGCCGCAGCUCCCCACCGCGGCUGCCGCCGCCGCCGAGAGCUCGCCGCCCCGAGGCAGGUACGACGACGUCGCGAGCCGCCUCAUCCCGCCCGACUCGCUGGAGGAGAUCUUCGACGCAACGCUGCCGCUGACCACGUUCCGCUCCGCCAUCAUGUGCAAGCACGCCAAGGCCCGCCAGGAGCGGCGCGCAGCGGCGGCGGCGGCCGCGUCUGCCCAUGGAUCCACGCGCUCGCAGCAGCCAGGCAUGUUCAAACCCACCAGCACCGUGGAGGCCAAGGGCGCCAUCCAGCGCAAGGUCGCGUACGACGGACAACCAUUCGAGGACAAGCCGUACUCCGCCCGAUCGGUCACGGCGCGCGUAGACGCGCCGAUGUGGGCCAACAACAACCCGGCGAGCGCGCGGCGGGAGAUUUGCGGCCGGACUUUCUUCAAUGUGCCGGCCGAGGGCCCCGUCAAGGCCGACCGCAGCUACACGCAGGAGUUCAUCCGCCUCAGCAUGGAGGCCUACCACGCCGGCCGUCGCCCCGCCGGCGGCGCGGACGCCACCUCUGCCAAGCGAGACUCGCGGCGCGACUGCUAA
This is a messenger RNA of Phytophthora sojae, 946 nucleotides long. RefSeq lists its product as hypothetical. NCBI's taxonomy places the organism in Eukaryota, Oomycota, Peronosporomycetes, Peronosporales, Peronosporaceae. Bases 212 to 946 code for a protein of 244 amino acids. The transcript is spliced from 4 exons. The record is from RefSeq and is a predicted model, not a curated record.